Molecule: messenger RNA, 1147 nt
Organism: Sinocyclocheilus rhinocerous
Lineage: Eukaryota; Metazoa; Chordata; Actinopteri; Cypriniformes; Cyprinidae
Exons: 5
Coding region: 22-753 (243 amino acids)
Biological process (GO): Golgi organization
Cellular component (GO): trans-Golgi network
Source: RefSeq, a predicted model, not a curated record
GGCUCUGUGGACAGAGUUCAGAUGCUGGAGGAGUACAACAAAGAGCUACAUGAGAAGCUGUUGCAGACGGUGGCAUGCAUUGAGAACAUGGAGCCAGAAUUGCAGUGUACCAAGACAGAGUUAGUCAGCUUCAAAGAGAAAUACAGAAGGCUACAGGAAAGCUAUUCUGUUUCUCAGCAGACAAACGGUGUCUCGGAGCAGAAACUCAAAACUGCAGUAGACAGCUUGGACUCAGAGAGGAAGUUCCUCAUGCAGAGAAUCGCAGAUCUGACUAAACAGCUGGAUACUGCUCAGAAGACCAUCAGCUCUCUGGAAAACAUCAAUGUUCCCUCAUUGAUUAGAGAGUUGUUGAAAAAUCACUUUGACUCUCAUGAAGCACUGGAGCACUUCUUAUGUCCUCAAACAUCUCUACGCCAAACAGAUGGUGACCAAUCAGAGAGGGUGCAGGAGCUCAGAAACAACCAACCAUUUGGUGGAAAAGGGGAUGUUUUUGAAUGGCCACAGACUGGACACACAUGCUCAGGUGCCAGACAACAGCCUGCCACAGCCUUUCUGCCAUGGAAACAUGAUCACGAUCCAUGGGCAGGGCCAGGGCAACUUGUGACUAAAAGAAGUGACUCACAACUUCCUUUUACUUUUACUAAUGAUGUGCCAAUCCACAAAACGAUGGCCAGAUACAAAGGCCCCAAGUCAUCAAGUGCACCAAUUAGCCAUGAACACAGAGAUCCACUUCAUUCCCUCAAACCCAUAUAAUCUAGAUGAGAUGAGGCUCAGCAGACAGACAGGUAGAGAAGGAACUGUCACUGUGGGGAAAGAGCCCACUGAUGUCAGCUAUCUUACAGCUCAAAGGAUGCUGAAUGAGUUUUUGAACCAGAUUCCUCCUCCAGCGCAUGAUGGUGAAGGGAAAGAUGCAGCAGAACUAACAGAAGGGAAGCAGUAACAUUUAAUUUGACAUCUUUUGGUAAACUGUAUAGGAAAUUUCUAACAUCUCCCGUUACCAAUAUUGCAGCAAGGAUGCAAAUAGCUGUGGCUCUGAUGGCUCUGGUAUUUGUGAAAUACACUUAAUUUCUAGCUUUACAAGUACAAUUACUGUAUUUAUAUACCAUCUGGUUUUGUGCUAUAUCCAUUAAAACAUUUAGUUUUCUGG